Messenger RNA from Ctenocephalides felis (cat flea), 1155 nucleotides. Its product is annotated as odorant receptor Or2-like. The transcript has 6 exons. The record is from RefSeq and is a predicted model, not a curated record. Gene Ontology annotation, cellular component: plasma membrane. Lineage: Eukaryota; Metazoa; Arthropoda; Insecta; Siphonaptera; Pulicidae. The coding region runs from base 1 to 1155 and encodes 384 amino acids. Gene Ontology annotation, biological process: sensory perception of smell; detection of chemical stimulus involved in sensory perception of smell. Gene Ontology annotation, molecular function: odorant binding; olfactory receptor activity.
AUGGCACUGAAUCAAAUCGGUUUGGUAUAUUUCGAUGACCAAAGAUUUCCUAAAUUUGAAUAUUGGAAAGGUGUCUUUUGCGUAUUUUCAUUUGUUAUUUUCAAUAUAACCGAAUACAUGUUUGUCUUCAUAAAUAUCCAUGACGUGAGUUUGAUUUCUUUGAAUCUAGCUACGUCUUUGCUUUAUUCUUCUCUGAUUGUGAAAGGCGCUACUUUUAUAUGGCAUAAUAAAAAGUAUUUCAAAUUGAUGACAGAUAUGCAUAAUGCAAUGAAAUUUGUAGAAAAUAGUAAACAUGAUCAAUUAAAGCGAAUUCUUGAUAAACACGUAUUCCAUUGUUAUGAAGUAGCUGUUGCAAUCUUCGUUUUCACCACGAUAUCCCUGAUAAUAUUUUCUGCAUAUCUUUUCUACACAUUUCUGGUGGAAUCAGUACCUGGUGUGACUAUCCACCCAUUGGCGAUAGAUUCCUGGUUCCCAUUCAGAUCUGAUGAACAUAACGUCAUAGCUUAUUUGAUGGUGCAGUGGAUUGUUUAUUUAGUUAUAAUGUUUGAUUCUUUUUGGAAUACUUUACUCGCAGCGAUUUUAAUUUUUGCAUGUGCUGCUCUUCGUAUUCUUAAUUAUAAAUUAAGUCAUCCGGAAGAAUUCGUAGCUAUUAAAAAACCAGGAGAGCAAGAUGAUGGCAUACCAGAACCAGCUUUGUACAAAUAUGUUUUAAACUGCGUCAAGGAUCAUUUGCUUAUUAUCGAAUUUGUGAACGACUUGAGAGAUAUAUUAGUAAUUCCAAUGGCAUUAGAUUUUAUUGUGUUCACAGUUUUGAUCUGUUCUCAACUAUUCCAACUGUCAUCAGUUCCAACUGGUGCAAUAGAACUUAUUGUUGUUUACGGGUACAUUGCAAGCUCGUGUACAAUUUUAUUGAUGUAUUAUUGGCAUUCGAAUGAAAUUUCGUUAGAGAGUACUAAUUUGUGUCAGGCAGCUUAUGAAUCUUCAUGGGUAAAUACCAGCAAACGAGUAAAAGAUGCAUUGCGAUUAAUUAUGGUUAGAUGCCAAAAACCACUCGUUUUUCGUGCUGGAUUUUAUCCUAUGAAUCUGAGUGCAUUCAUAAUGAUAUUGCGAGCGGCUUACAGUGCAUUCACAGUCAUGCGUCAAUUUGAUAAAUAG